Messenger RNA from Drosophila erecta, 1193 nucleotides. RefSeq names its product nascent polypeptide-associated complex subunit alpha (gene gNacalpha). The record is from RefSeq and is a predicted model, not a curated record. The coding region runs from base 134 to 1156 and encodes 340 amino acids. Gene Ontology annotation, biological process: protein targeting to membrane. NCBI's taxonomy places the organism in Eukaryota, Metazoa, Arthropoda, Insecta, Diptera, Drosophilidae. The transcript has a single exon. Gene Ontology annotation, cellular component: cytoplasm; nascent polypeptide-associated complex.
GCUGUCAAUCGAUUGGAAGUUUCACCUCUGGUAUUUCCUGUCUCAUCAGCAAAAAGCCGCGUCACGUGCGCCACCUGGAAAUCUUCUGCCAACUUGUGCUCGCAAAUCCCUCGGUUGUAUUUUAUUCCUCGAGAUGGGUAAGAAACAGAAAAUGAAGAAGGCUGCCCAGCUGGCGGCCGCCGCCGCGAAAUUCCAGAAGGAGAUGAUCGCGAACGCGGUGGCCACCAAAGAGAAGUCCGUCGAAGAAGCCACUCCGGCACCAUGUUGCAGUGGAAAGAAGGGGAAGCCCAAGGAAACGCAUGGAGUGCAGAAGGAGCUCGCGAUGCUGGAAGACGCCGUGGAUGCCAAGAAGUCUCCUCCAGGCUUCAGUGGCGCAAAGAAGAAGCCCCAGGUCAUGGGUCAAAUGGACCCGGCCUACCGCAGCAAGAUCAAUAAGCUGUUGAACCUGGCCCAAAAUCUGGCGCCCAAUCUGUUCAAUCUGCAAAAUCCGCCGAAGGAGGAGCGCGCCUCCGCCGCGGACAGCAUCGUAGAUGCCGAUGACCGGAGCACGGACUCCGAUGACGCCCCGGAUCUGGUGGAAGCGGAUCGAAAGGCGGCCAAGCCGGACGAUCUGGGCCAACUCGGUUCGCUGGGCACGCUGACCCUGCGAUCCGGAGACGGACCAAGGCGUUCCCGGGGCGAGAAGAAGGCACGCCGAAUUCUCAUGAAGCUCGACCUAAAGCCCGUCGAGAACGUGACCCGAGUGACCAUAAAGAAGAACAAGAACAUCAUGUUGUACAUGGAACAUCCGGACGUCUUCAUAGUGGCGCACUCGCAGACGUACAUCUUCUUCGGGGAGAUCCGCGUGGAGGACACCAGCAGCUCGGCCACCGCCUCCCAGGCAGCCGCCAAUGCGGCAAAGCGAUUCCGUGGUCCCUCGCCUGUCGGAGGUCAGGCCCACAAUUCGGAUGUGAAAGCUCCUGGCGGCCAGUCGCUGCUCGACGAAGAGGACGAGGACGAUGGCGACGACGUGAACCUGGACGACAAGGACUUGGACGUGAAGGACAUCGAGCUGGUCCAGAUGCAGGCCGCGUGCUCGCGCAAGAAGGCCGUCCAGGCGCUGCUGAAGAACGACAACGAUGUGGUCAACGCCAUCAUGGCCCUAACUAUGGGCUAAGUCGCUCUGGCUCCUUUUGAUUGAAGUUCAUGAAGUA